Messenger RNA from Cyprinodon tularosa, 1813 nucleotides. RefSeq names its product histone H3.3A. Bases 172 to 582 code for a protein of 136 amino acids. NCBI's taxonomy places the organism in Eukaryota, Metazoa, Chordata, Actinopteri, Cyprinodontiformes, Cyprinodontidae. Gene Ontology annotation, molecular function: structural constituent of chromatin; DNA binding; protein heterodimerization activity. The transcript has 4 exons. Gene Ontology annotation, cellular component: nucleosome. The record is from RefSeq and is a predicted model, not a curated record.
GUGGCCCCGCUGUGUCAAACGGUGAUGAUCGCGGUGAUGUAUGAGCAGUGACGCAGCGGCCAUUUUCCCGCUGGACGCGGCUUCCCAUUGUGGAUACGAAGAACAAAACAGUCAAGCGAAACAUUACUGACGACUUACACUCACUUUCACCCCAGGUGAUCUGUAACAGCCAUGGCCCGUACCAAGCAGACUGCCCGUAAGUCCACUGGAGGCAAAGCCCCACGUAAGCAGCUGGCCACAAAGGCAGCUCGUAAGAGCGCCCCUUCCACCGGUGGAGUCAAGAAGCCCCAUCGCUACAGGCCUGGAACUGUGGCUCUGCGUGAGAUCCGUCGUUAUCAGAAGUCCACCGAGCUGCUGAUCCGUAAGCUGCCCUUCCAGCGUCUGGUGAGAGAAAUCGCCCAGGACUUCAAGACCGACCUGCGUUUCCAGAGUGCGGCCAUUGGAGCUCUGCAGGAGGCCAGCGAGGCUUACCUGGUGGGUCUGUUCGAGGACACCAACCUGUGCGCCAUCCACGCCAAACGUGUCACCAUCAUGCCCAAAGACAUCCAGCUGGCACGCCGUAUCCGCGGAGAGCGUGCCUAAACUCCUUCUCUCCUCCCUCACCUUCGUUCCUUCCUUUACUGUUCUGUCUUUCCAUCCCCUCACAUGCCGCCUCACCCCUUUCUCUUCCCCUCCUUUCCCUGUGCUAGUAGUGUGUAGAGGAUACUGAUUAUAUUAUAAUAAAAGUGUAUAGUUAGGUUUUCUUAGUGCUCUCAGAAGCAGACAUCUAGGGUACUCUAUUUUUGUGCAUGUUCCAACCCUGUGAUGACGCGACCUCCACCUGCACAUAUCUCCUUGUUUUACUGCUUAUAAUUGUGAAAGAGCAAACAGUUUGUGGCUAAAAUAAGGACAGCCACGGAUUGGGAUGAUGCAACUUAGGAAGGGCCGAACAGGUGGAGAGGAUUGGUCUUUUUCUGCUUGGGGGGGGUCUCUUCUCCACAGCAGGGUGCUAGAAGAACUCGCCCUUUCCUCUUCCUCUGCGAAACGUUUUCUUCCAGCUCUCCUCAGACACAGGCAGAAACACGGAGGGGGUGUUGGCUGAGUUUGGGCUGCGUCACCUCAGAUGGUUGCAUACAGUCCUUUUUUGCUUAUCAUAGUGAUCACUGAUAUUAUCUCCCAUGUUAAGACUUUCUUUUAAAAAAAAAAAUGUUUUGAUUUCUUUUUUCUUUUACUCAGAUUAUUUGUAACUGGGGGAGGGGUCAAAAUGACAUUCAGAAUGAGGAUGUAGUUUCAUUGGGGGGGUUUUUCACUGAAAAGGAUCUUUCCGACUUGUUCCCUUAUCUAUAGGUGUUCAUUGCCUAACAAAGUGAAAACGAAAAUUGGUUUAUUUAAAGCCAAAACAAAAUGGGGUCAGAUAUAUUUUAUAGCAGCUUAAAAAAAAGCUCCUUUGUAAAGCAAAGGCUUACUGAGGUUUUUAAUGUUCUGUAAAACCAAAACAUCUCAGAAUAAAAUUGACUGUUUUUUUAAGAAAAUAAAAAAGAAAGAAAAUGUAUUCUGAAAUCAUACGAGGCAGGUAAUAAUUUUUUUCCGUAUACAUACUCUCCCCACUCACAAUUAGAGAUUUUUCCCCCCCCCUUUGGAUCAGUCGAUCAUGUUUCUCAGGUCACUCAUUAAGCUUUGUCUUUUUUAUUUUCUUCUGUUCAGCUCUAUUCUUCCUCUUAUUUUGUUAUUUUUCUCUUUUUUUGAAAUGUUAAAAAUUAUGUUUGACUAAAAACAAUGUUUGUAAUUUCCAAAUUUGUCAUACAAGGUGGUAAUAAAUGGAUGUUACACACAC